AUUUAAAAAGUUAUGUAGAAACAUAAACAAAGGGUUAGUGAUUUUGUUAAAAUUAUCCCGAUUUUUAUAAUUAUUUCAUAGUGUAAGUGUUGAAAUAAUGACGUGCGUAUAUUCCAUGUUGUUACAUAGUGAUUUAUACACUAAAGAUUACUUUCUACAAGAAAAUAUUUGUAGAUUUUGUUGGUCAAAAAAUGCCAAUCGAGAUUUGUUUACAAAUAUCUGUGAAAUGGACAGUGAAGUAAAUAAUCCACUGAUAUAUAAAGUACAGAGUUGCUUAGACAUUAAUUUAGAUCUAGAAAUAACUACGAACUACCCGAAAAAGGUGUGUGAAAUCUGUUUUUGUAAGAUCGAAAGUUGCUUCGAGUUUAAACGUUUUUGUGAAGAUUCCGACAGAAAACUGCGUGAAAUAUUUGAAAAAGAUGAUUUAAAUCCAUCAACACAUCUAACUGAAAGUGCCAAUAACUUGAAAUUGGAAAAACUUGACGACUUCCCGGAGUUGGAUUUGUCAAAGUCUGACACCUUAGAUAGUUUCUUGGAUAGUCUGCAGCCAGCCUCCCCGACCUUAGAGGAGUCUCCAGAAAACAUAGGGACGACAAAAAAGACAAAAACGAGCCGCUAUAAACCGAAACGAGGCUCUACAUACUGCAACAUUUGCUGUUUGGACUUAAAAAGUAGAGAAACUCUAAUACAACACAACUCGGAGAGUCAUGGUGUGGAAAGUAACGGUGAAUUCAAAUGCUUCGGAUGUGAAAAGAGAUUUAAGACCAGAAAGACCCGAUUGGGGCACGAAAUAAACUUCUGUAAAGGUUUAAAAGAUGGAUAUAAAUGUUCACUUUGUGAUAGACAUUUGCCGAAAAGGAGAAUGUACGAAUCUCACAUGAGGGAUCAUAGAAAUAAUACGACUGUUGAGCUCCCCGAAGAGUUGUUUAAAUGUGCUAAAUGUUACAAGCAGUUUAAGACGAGAGAUAACUUGAAGAAGCAUUUGAAAGUACAUGAUGGAGAGAAGAAGAAUUAUGUGUGUGAGAGCUGUGGCCGCGUGUUCACCAGACAAGACUACCUCCACAAGCACACGUUGACCCACACAGGGGUUAAGCGCCACGAGUGCCCACAAUGUGGGUUCCGCUCUGCUCAACGAUCCUCACUUACCGUUCAUAUGAGGAAACACACGGGCGAACGUCCGUACCGGUGCGAUGUGUGUCCCCAGCGCUGCGUGUCCAGCUCCAACCUGCGCGCGCAUCGACGGAGACAUCUCGGCCUCAACUCCUAUCAGUGCACAAUCUGCCCCAAAAAGUUUGGGUACAAAAUCAGCCUGGAAGAACAUAUAGCGGCGACCCACGAACGAUCCCAGUCCCACCCCUGUCCCCACUGUGGGGCCACCUACACCCGCAUCAGGGGUCUGCGAAGACACUUACUGGCCAAACAUGGCGCCGAGUCGAAAAAAACACAGAAAAACGAAAAACUCAACCAAGGAGUUUCGUACCCAGACGGCAAAAACGACAAAAAUCCCCAAGGAGAUUUUUACCCAGAUUCUAACACCAAAAAUAAUCAAGAGUUUUAUUCGAAUAAAAAUGAAAAAGUUCCAAAUUUGAAUUCGAAAAAUGAAAAGAAUGAGUUAGAGCAAGGAGAGUUUUACAUAAAAAUCGGGAAUACAGAUAAGUUCGUUUGUUUGAAUAGAUCGACUGGUGAUGCGAAAGAAAGUGAUAAAUUCAUGAUUAAAAAUCAAUAUCAAGUAUUUGUUGUACAGGAAUAAAAUCUUUCAUAUUUCAAUGCCAUGUUAAUAAUCAAAUCAGUUAUUUUUUACUAAACGUCAAAAACACGAAAUUACCAUAGAAUUUGUAUAAAAACGUGAUAAAAUGUCUUCGAUUAAAAUUCCAAAAUAAUUAAAAAAAAAGAAAACGCUUUUUGCCAGUUUUAGAUCUGUCUUUAUCUAGUAAUCAGAAUUUCAUAAAUUAUCUUGGACCUAGGAAUCUACGCAAUUAUAUGGAAGAUGUUAUGGAGUACACUCCAUCACGCUGCGCCACUGCUGGUUGGUGGUGAGUAGUGAAACAUACUUGUAAUGAACGAAAUUAUUGUCAAUCGUUAAGAAAUUGUAAUAAGAAUUAUUUUUGCUAAUGCAUUUACUAUUAAUAUUAUUUUUUGUCAGCCAUAAUAGUGUUUUGAACAACAAUAAAGUAUUAAAUUAUA
Messenger RNA from Pectinophora gossypiella (pink bollworm), 2184 nucleotides. RefSeq names its product myoneurin-like. Lineage: Eukaryota; Metazoa; Arthropoda; Insecta; Lepidoptera; Gelechiidae. Gene Ontology annotation, biological process: regulation of transcription by RNA polymerase II. The transcript is spliced from 4 exons. Gene Ontology annotation, cellular component: nucleus. Gene Ontology annotation, molecular function: DNA-binding transcription factor activity; zinc ion binding; RNA polymerase II cis-regulatory region sequence-specific DNA binding. Bases 98 to 1750 code for a protein of 550 amino acids. The record is from RefSeq and is a predicted model, not a curated record.